UUAUUUCUCAGAUCAACAUGCUGAAGGAAGUUUGUUUUCUGUUGAUGGCCACAUACGUGGCAGCCACCUAUGGAACUGGUUAUCCUUCUAUCCCAUCAUUCCCCACCUAUCCCUCCGGUGGAUACAGGUAUAUCGUCUACAUCCAAUAUCUCUACUACCUGUACGUCAUAUAUGGACCCUACUCUGUCCAGUAUAUCCAGUACUACCAAUACUUGGUCCGUCUACACAUCAUCCCUCAGGGAUUCCGUUUUGGAAGUGGUGGUUUCCCUGGCGGUAUUGGUGGUUUCCCUGGCGGUAUUGGUGGUGGUUUCCCUGGCGGUAUUGGUGGUGGAAGUCAAAUUAUAGGUGGUGGUAGCGGUAUAACCCCUAUCGGAGGAGGAUACAUCCCAGGUGGCGGAUUUCCAUAUGGAAGUGGAAAUCUAGGAGGUGGUUUUGGAGGAAGUGGUAUUGGUGGUCUGUCCCUUGGCGGCAUUGGAGGAUUCCCAUCUGGUGGUGGUGGAUUCCCUCUUAGUAGCGGAGGAAGCUCUCUCAGUUUCUCCAGUGGCAGUUCCUUCCAAAGUGGCGGUCUUGGAGGUGGCCUUGAUGGAAUCGGAGGUUUGGGAAGUGGAAUUGGCGGUAUCGGAGGAGGUCUUGGCAGUGGUUUCGGUGGUGGUCUCAGUGGCCUCGGAGCUGGUUUUGGAGGUUUGGGAGGAGGUCUUGACAGUGGUUUCGGCGGCGGUAUAGGUGGUCCUGGUGGCUUAGGAGGUGGUUUUAGUGGAAUCGGAGGUCUGGGAGGAGGUUUUGGUAGUGGUAUAGGCGGCGGUCUUGGCGGUGGCUUUGGAGGUGGCCUUGGACACGGAGGCGGAAAAAAGCUAGGUUACUACUGAGAUGUUCUGAGACUAUCUGAGAUUGAUGCCGUAUUCGACUCUGAUUGUAUUCUUAUUUCUUCAUGAUUGUUAGGUUACGGAAUAAAGAGAUGAAACUCAA
This is a messenger RNA of Saccostrea echinata, 966 nucleotides long. RefSeq lists its product as uncharacterized. Bases 18 to 866 code for a protein of 282 amino acids. The transcript is spliced from 3 exons. The record is from RefSeq and is a predicted model, not a curated record. NCBI's taxonomy places the organism in Eukaryota, Metazoa, Mollusca, Bivalvia, Ostreida, Ostreidae.